Messenger RNA from Periophthalmus magnuspinnatus, 1839 nucleotides. It is a transcript of the gene tfeb, whose product is annotated as transcription factor EB. NCBI's taxonomy places the organism in Eukaryota, Metazoa, Chordata, Actinopteri, Gobiiformes, Gobiidae. Gene Ontology annotation, molecular function: DNA-binding transcription factor activity, RNA polymerase II-specific; protein dimerization activity; RNA polymerase II cis-regulatory region sequence-specific DNA binding. The coding region runs from base 286 to 1818 and encodes 510 amino acids. The transcript is spliced from 12 exons. Gene Ontology annotation, biological process: regulation of transcription by RNA polymerase II; humoral immune response; positive regulation of DNA-templated transcription. Gene Ontology annotation, cellular component: nucleus. The record is from RefSeq and is a predicted model, not a curated record.
GAGGAGGAGAGGAAAAGAGAGAGAGGGAGGGCAAGCCACUGACACCAAGAAAGAAACAUACAAGCCGGAAUAGGAACUUAUGAAGAGGAACAUUCGGAUACUGGCUGGAUAUCAAACUCGUUGAUUUCAGUGGACCGUCCUGGACCCAUGAUGUAGUCAGCAGCUCAGGCUCCGCCCCCUCUGCUCCAUUUGUGUCAUAUUCUCUCACAGCCUCUUGUAUCUCUCGGGCUGGACGGUGGUGCUCUGACCUCGGCUCGCCCUCCCCUGCCGCCCCGGGCCCCAGCCAUGGCCUCUCGCAUUGGGCUGCGCAUGCAGCUGAUGCGGGACCAGCUGCAGCAGGAGGAGCAGCGCGAGCGACAGCAGCAGAACGCAGCUCUGCAUUUUAUGAACAGAACCUCAGCUCCUCCGCCCACCCCCGCCAUCAGCACCCCCCAACACUACCAGAGUAUGCAAGUGCCAGCCGAAGUACUCAAGGUGCAGACUCACCUGGAGAACCCCACGGAUUACCACAUCCGACAGUCUGUGAGACAACAGGUGAAGGAGUACCUGUCCACCACCUACGCCACCAAACAGACCAUCCAGACAGUGACUGGGCCGGUUCCUCCCUCUCCUCCUCCUCCACCUCCUUCUCUGGGCCCCCCGGCAGGGUUAGCCCCUCACCCUGGUUCUUUGCACUCCUCCCACAUGCACUCAGACCAGCUCCUAUCGGGGAACAGCGCCCCCAACAGUCCCAUGGCCAUGCUCAACAUCAGCUCCGGGCACGAAAAAGAGAUGGAAAAUGUCAUUGACGUCAUCGAUGAUAUCAUCAGCCUGCAGUCAAACUACGACGAUAUUCACUCCUACAUCGACCCCAUAAUGCCCAACACACUGCCCCUGUCCAACAGUCACUUGGACGUGUACACCGGUCCUGGGAUGAAGGGCCCCGGGAUCGCUAUGACCAGCAACUCCUGCCCGGCCAACCUCACCAUCAAACGAGAGCUGUCAGACGCAGAAGCCCGAGCUCUGGCCAAAGAGAGACAGAAGAAAGACAACCACAAUCUCAUUGAGCGAAGGAGGAGAUUCAACAUAAACGACCGCAUCAAGGAGCUGGGCACAAUGAUCCCCAAAACCAACGACCUGGACGUGCGCUGGAACAAAGGCACGAUCCUGCGGGCUUCGGUGGAGUACAUAAAGAGAAUGCAGAAGGAUGUGCAGAGGACCCGAGAGGUGGAGAACAACUAUAAACGCAUGGAGAUGGCCAAUAAACAGCUGAUGCUACGUAUACAGGAGUUGGAGAUGCAGGCUCGCCUCCACGGCCUCCCUAGCUCCUCCCCUUCUGGCCUGAACCCGGCUGAUCUCAUGGCGUCCUUCAUCAAACAAGAGACUAGCCCUGACGAGACCCUCUCACACCCCCAAGUACAGGGACACCACCCCCACCUACCCCACAACCAGCAGCAGCAGCAGCAGCAGGCUCACUAUAUGGGCUCGCACCUUCACAACCAGGCCCCGCACCACACCCAACCCCUCCACCACCAGCCCCUCCACCAGCAACAACCGCCCCCCAUUCAGUACCCGGCCGUGGGGAGCUCCCAAUAUGACUAUACCUCCACUUUGGACUUUGUUGAUGGGAUGGCUGGGUUCUCCGAUGGCAUGGGGGGAUUAGGGGAUAUGACCGGAGUAGAUGCCCAGGGAAGGAGGAGCGAUCUGAGCUUCUUGAUGAUGGAUGAGCCCCUCUCGCCCAUGGGUGUAGAUCCACUACUGUCUGCCAUGUCUCCCGAAGCAUCCGUGGAUUCGAGCCGGAGGUCCAGCUUUAGUAUCGAGGACGGGGAUAUAAUGUAGAAGUCAUAUCAACAUACGAAA